AAUGGCAGUGUGGGGAGGGGCCUGGGGCGCGUGCGGUGCUUGUGGCGUCAAUGCGUCCGCCGUGUCCAUGGAGAGAGGUUGAGGGGUCUAAGGUCAGGCCCGCGGGAGCCGGGCGCCCGGACGGCGAAGAUGUCUGCUUCCUUAGUUCGGGCCACCGUCCGGGCUGUGAGCAAGAGGAAACUGCAGCCCACCCGCGCCGCCCUCACGCUGACACCUUCUGCAGUAAACAAGAUAAAACAACUUCUUAAAGAUAAGCCUGAGCAUGUAGGUUUGAAAGUCGGUGUCCGAACCAGGGGCUGUAAUGGCCUUUCCUACACUCUAGAAUAUACAAAGACUAAAGGAGAUUCUGAUGAAGAAGUUGUUCAAGACGGAGUCAGAGUGUUCAUCGAAAAGAAAGCACAGCUGACACUUUUAGGAACAGAAAUGGACUAUGUUGAAGACAAAUUAUCCAGUGAGUUUGUCUUCAAUAACCCAAAUAUCAAAGGAACUUGUGGCUGUGGAGAAAGCUUUAAUAUUUGAAACCUCAGGACUCUUCUGGCUGUGAAGUCCAGGCAAGCUUACAGGAGCCUUGGAGCUUACUGAAGAGAUCAUGUGACUGUCACGUGCUUAAGCUUUAUAAUGUGUGGCAACCAGGUGGGGAAAUAAAGUGAUGCAUUUUGAAAAUGAAGCCAAUGUGUUAGUAUCCAGAAGAAAUGAUAUUUGUAUUUUCCAUAGGGGGCAGAAAAUGAAAAGCCAUUGCCCUCUUUGGAUCACUGUUCUGUAAAGAAAAAAUUCUGCCCAGCACAUAACUUGCAUACUUUAUUAGAACUGUUUCAUGAAAACUGCCUUCCUGGGAGGGUUGAGGAAGUGGAUCAUUUGGUGUCUGCUCAUUAGAUCACUAUGGGUGGCGUCUCCCACAGCAUUUUCCCAGCCAGACUGGUGGCUUCUAAAAAUCAGAGGCCACAAAUCCUGCCUGCUGAUGCUAACUUGAUACCAUGUUGUUUUUUCAACCCUAACUUGGUAUAGCCUCUUUUCUUGUUUCUUGAGACAGGCACUUGCUAAGUUGGCUAGGUUGGCCUUGUACUCCUGCCUCAGCCUUCAGAGUCAUUGGAUUACAGCUCUGCACCACUACAUCUUGUUUGGCACGGUCUUUUACAUUUUUUUCAAAAUGUCAUUGUCAUUAUCAAAUGCCUCAUUUAUGUGCCCUUCAACAGUACCAGGCAAAGAUUCCCUUGAACAGUUGCACAGAGUAGUUCUGAGAGAUGGUAUCAAAAGGUGAGAAAGACUUCUUCCUUCUGUUUUUUAACCCAUUUCUUUUGCCAUGCUACAAGCUUCCUCAAAGAUGGGACCUCAAGCUGACGCAGAGACCUUCAUUUUAGCUGAAGUGUUUCUUAAAAGGCGUGUAGCCCACCUCGGCUCUGUGUGCCCAAGACGCAACCCCAGGGAAGCCUAAGGCUCACAUCCGCACCAGCCUGCCAGCUAGAGAAGAGUUGGCGCUGUGCCCAGGUCCUCCCAUCUGAGUAUGUGACACAUGCUGCCCACUCCAGGCAGUAAAGCUAAAACGGUAGUCUGGCUUCUUUACCUGGUCAGCAUUUAAAUAAUUUGUUUGUAAUUUAAUGAAGAUCAUACUAGUUUUAAGAGGGAAGAUCUUAUUUCAAAACCCUUUCAGUGAAUUUCCUUCAUAAUUUUAGAGCUUUGAAGCAGUGUUUUAUACUGGCAGAGAAGACAGUGUAGCAUCUGAGAAUGUGUUUUCCUUGGAGUGUAUAAUAAUUGUGAAAUAGAAUGGGGGGGGGGUCUUUUCCUAAAAUUCCCAGUAUGUGUGCACUUCCUGGUUCCGGAAUCCAGUCAUUAAAAUUUGUAAACAACGUUUUUACCUAAUACUCAUCACCAGCUUUUCCUUUAAAAACCCCCUUGUUUCACUUACUGUGUCAAGACCAGGAGAAUCAAUAAAUUAAGUACUCUGAGAUGACA
Messenger RNA from Heterocephalus glaber (naked mole-rat), 1950 nucleotides. It is a transcript of the gene Isca1, whose product is annotated as iron-sulfur cluster assembly 1. Gene Ontology annotation, molecular function: 2 iron, 2 sulfur cluster binding. NCBI's taxonomy places the organism in Eukaryota, Metazoa, Chordata, Mammalia, Rodentia, Bathyergidae. Gene Ontology annotation, biological process: iron-sulfur cluster assembly. The record is from RefSeq and is a predicted model, not a curated record. Gene Ontology annotation, cellular component: cytoplasm; mitochondrion.